Paramecium octaurelia is the source of this 3411-nucleotide messenger RNA. Lineage: Eukaryota; Ciliophora; Oligohymenophorea; Peniculida; Parameciidae. The record is from the annotation of a GenBank genome assembly.
UACAAGAUGGGCAUUUGUGGAGGCAGACCUAAAAGCUAGGAAGACUAAGUUCACAAACUGAGUCAACCUAUCAUAACCAAUGGUGAGUUGCAGAUUAAGGUAUUGCUAAAGAACAUCACUUUGAAAAUGACUGGUGUAAGACAAUGCUCGAUUGAAUUUGAUUUGGGGUAGUGUAAGUACACAUCACCGGUGCACAUAGAUAAUAAUGGAGAUCAUUAUGUAUUAAAUUCAUAGAAGGAAGUGGCGAGCUAGUUUUGAUGGAACCUUAAAGAUGACUGAGUAGUAGAUGCGAGAAUCCAAUAUGAAAAUUUCAGUGAUUGACAAUUAAGUAAUUGGAUCAGCAACCAUCAAUUUAUUUGAAGCGGCAGUAGGUCCAUUUCACUUUCAACUACCAAUCCGAGGCUAAAAUAUGGGCAAUGUUAGUUUUGAUUUGAAAAUGAAUCAAGUAUUGUAGGCAACACUCUAAAGUAAGUUUAUUAUCUGGGAAUUAAACUAAAGUCUCAGUGAUGUUAGAUACAACUAUAAUUUGCGAUUGGUGGUAUAAAUAUCAACUAAAAUUAAAGACUUCAUAGUUCUCAUUCAUCUCUGAGCAUUCAACCACCUUUGUGAAUCCCAAUUAUAGAAAGCAAAAUGAAAAAUAGAAGAGUAUUAUAGCUUCCAGUCGUAAAAGCAUCUUAGACUAGGACAUGAUGAGAGAUUCCAUAAUAUCAUUACCGAAAAUACCGUCAAUGAUAAAUAGCAGUGGAGGUGUAAAUCAUUCUCUCGAGUCCAUCAUAGCAGCCACUCCAACAAAUAAAGGUUAAUCCCCAGCCUCAUAACCCUAUCAUAGAAUAGAGUGGGAUCAUGCUGGAGAUGAACUGACUUUAAUAGUAGAAUUACCAAUCUCGGAAUUUUAAGGUUCUGCUAUUCAAUUAUGUUUAUGGUCAAUCUCAUCUAACAAAAACAGUUUAAGUAGCAGCAAGUCUCCUCAUAAAACUAUAAUAAAAAAGACUUAAAAUAAACACGACUCAGAAUAUAUGGAUUUAGAGAUCUAGGACCAUCAUUUAGUGGCAGAAACUUAUAUUAAUUUAUCGAAUUUAGAAACUAACAUCAUUGCCGAUUUGGGAGCUAAGUUCUUUAUAAUCAAAAGUCAAUAGGCUAAAUCAAUAUGGUAUCAUGGUGUAGAGGUUGGUAAAAUUGAUUAUGAAAUAAGUGUAAGAUUACCCAAUUAUUUAUAAUAAUCAUCAUUUGGAGUUUAGACAGAAAAGGGUAUUGUAUCAACUGCAUCUGUGGUUGGGAGUGUUGAGAAUAUAAGUGUAACAGAGAUUAAGAUGAUUCAAAUUGAGUUUCAGAAAUUAUCAAGUUCUAUUUUUAAGAUUGAGCACAAAACCUUAAACAUGGAAGAUAAGUUAAAGGUUCGUUCAGAUAUGGAUCAAUAACUUAGUAAGUUGGCUCAAUUAUUGGGACAAUCUCAUGGUACCAAUAUUAAGACAUUCCAAUACAAAUCUGAGGAUGAUUUAAUGAAAGCCUAAGAUUUAUUGAUUCAAUUGUCUAUCCAUUUGGUGGAUUAUUCAAAGACUUUGGCAUCUUUCAAUUCCUAUUUUGAAUGUUUGAAUUAGGUACUAAGCAGAGGAGAAUUGAUGCUAUAAUAAUUAGGGUUUUUUAAAGCUUUGAAUAAGAAGCAAUCUGAAUUCAAAACAGAGGUUGGUUUGAAUUAUUAAUCAUUUUUGGUGAACACACUUCGAUUCACAUUAUCUAAAUUAAAUCAAAAAGAUCCUAGUCAAGAGGCGAGAUAAUUAUAUAUAAAAUUUUUAGUGAUCAGCUAUUUUCGAAUUCCAGAAUUCAGAGCAAAAUUUUUAGAAUUAAUUAAUAAAGCUGAUGAUCCUUAGUUGUUGGAAUUGAGAGGAACUGAAUUUAUACAGGAAGAUGACCCCACAAAUAUUGAUAAAAGUACUAAAACCAAUAUCUCAAUUUUCGAUUGGUAGAAUUAUUUUCACACUUAUCUAUCUGAUAAGAGCAAAGGAAUUCAAAAUUAAUCAGCUUUGAAUCAAAUAUUAGAUGAUGAAAGUUGGAAGGAGCAUAUUAGACAUAGAUCAAUAAAUUUCAGUUUUUUUGUAGAAGAAUGGGCUAAGUAUGUGAGGAAUAUUUUGUAAGUGAAAAUACUUCCUUGGUAAGACAUCCCAGGUUAUAGAAUUUUGGUUAAAGCAUUUAUGUGUGAACUGAAAUAGUAGGAAUCUAUUCCUGAUGCAAUGAAAAUAGCUUUGAAAAGUUUGCUUUAGAAUGUGAAUUUAUUAGGAAUAGUAGUGAGUUUGCAAUUCAAUAAAACAAAGUACUUUAUAUUCUUAAUAAAAGUCUAUACAAUGCGGAAUAAGUGAUAGAAACCUUUGAAAUUUUAGAUAUUUGUUUUGGUACAUUGACUACCAUGCCUGCUUACUUCGAUUAUCCAUUUUUCUUGAAAGGAAUUAAAUAAAUCAUAAUUGAAUCAGAACAUGCAAUAAAUAUUGCUAAAUGUGUUUGGCUUAUUUACAACAUUUAUCCAUUAUUUUCAAGUAACAUAUAUUAAUCUAAGAAAGUGGACUUUAAGAAGGACAUAUGUGAAUUUUUAUUUGAAAAGGCAGUGUUCAAAUUGUUUUUGCAUUGGAGUAGGACAGUGAGAUUGGUAUUUCAUUACUUUUUACUGUAUCGAGUAUCUCAUUAACAUAAAAAUCCAAAAGUAGGAGGUUUGGACGAAGAGUAAGUACUUAAUGAUAAUGGUUAGAUAGAUUAUACAGCAAUACACGUUGAUUAAUAGGCCAAAGAAGAAUUAGAGUUACUUCGAGAACAGGUAGCCACAAUAACAAUUGAUUGUAAGGUGUGUGAAUAUUGAUUUAGUCUGAUUAUAUCUACAUGAAAUACUUGAGAUUCCUAAGCAAAUUGGAACAAGCCAAGAUUAAUGAGAAUCAGAGAGAAUAUUAAUAGGAUCAUCAAAGUUAUUAUCUAAAGAUGGUGCAUAAGAAAUUGAGAAAAGAAUAGGAGUUAAAGAUGCAACAACAGGAGGAACCAAAAAUGAUGGAGUAGUUGAAAUUAGAGAGAAUGAUUUCAGAAUAGGACGAAUCCUAAUAAAAGUAGAAUUAAUUAAAGCCAGUGAUCGUUCCUCGACCAGUUAUGCACAAGAAGUUGAGUUGUAAGAAAUAAUUGAUAAUAAUAUAGAUAAACAUGAAGUUGAGAUUAACGAGAUGCAAUAGCAGUACUUACGACUAUCCAUUCGGGAAUUCGAGGAAUAAUUAAAGAAUUAUAAUAAUUGGAGAUAACAAAAUUUAAAGAAAAUGAUCGGCAAAUACAGUGAAGAAGGUAAUAGAUUUGAUCAUUCUAGAUAAACACACAAUUCACCUGAGUUUUGAGGUGCCCAAAGUUGAUGUUCUAAAGAGAAUAGACGAAAAGGAGGGUGCUUGA